Messenger RNA from Hyaloscypha bicolor E, 2262 nucleotides. RefSeq lists its product as uncharacterized. The record is from RefSeq and is a predicted model, not a curated record. The transcript is spliced from 2 exons. Lineage: Eukaryota; Fungi; Ascomycota; Leotiomycetes; Helotiales; Hyaloscyphaceae. The coding region runs from base 117 to 2165 and encodes 682 amino acids.
GUGACUUCUACUUCUCGUCUCGGCUAUCCCCACCAACAAAGGACAUCAGUAUCAUUCUCCUAGAACAACUUGGUCAAUGUUUUUCACUUGACAAAGGGAUCUUUCAACUAUCAACUAUGGAUACCGAUCCUGGGCCGUUCGAAGAAAGUGACUGCGAUUGUAGUGCUGCCAACACGGAUUACCGAUCCUUCAGCAUGGCUGUUGCUUCUGGUACAUUAACUACGGGAGAUAUUAUUAUUCGUCAACCCCAUUCAUUUCUUCUCCCGGAUCUUACUUUCGUGGCUUCUCAGGUCCAAACACGAAUUUCAGCGGAAGAUAGUGGUAAAGAUAGCAGUGGACUCGAAAUCGAGGGCGGCGGCAGAAAUCCCGGGAGGGUGGAAAUUGAGGGCGACCAUAAUGGGGUCAGCGGUUUUGAGAAGCACAGUGGAGUAGCAAGGAUCGCUACGGAAAUCUCUACAAUGAGAACGGUUACAAACUACACACCUGGUGCAAGAGCCGAGGCCGAGAAGGGAGAUGAGGGAGAGAGUGAGCUUGAGAAUAGGGGUGCAACCGAAAUGAGAGUAAUGGAAGAUACGAAGAGGAUUGCAGCCACGUGGAACAAGACACCCACGAUAAGACCAGCAAUAACAACGACAAUAAAGACUUCGACUGUGAAGCUAAAUUACGCAAAUCUCUCAACACCAAAAUAUAGCAAUAAGUCCUGGUCUUCAGAGGAUUCCAACAUAGGAGGAGUCAUGCUGAACUCGCUAAAGCCCCGUGGUCGCCAAGCGAGCUCGCUUGUCUCCACAGCCCCUAUCCGACACGAAAUCGUCACCGGCUCGGAGUGGAGAGUACUUAGAGACCAGAGCAUCUCUCCCACCAACGAUGGAGAUAUGCAAGAUUUGCCCAGUGCCACACCUCCUACCAACCAUAGAGUAAAACAAGACUCAUCUAAUGCAGUCGGUCAUACCAAUCAUCGAGUUAUAUAUUACUCACCCGCUGUCGUCACUCCUAGUAAUAGCCGAGCUAUACAAGACUCACCCGGUGCCGGCACUCCUAGCAAUAGCCGAGCUAUACAAGACUCACCCGGCGCUGUCUGCCCUUCUAAUAGUCGAGUUAUACACAACUCACUUAGUGUAGUUGCUCCUACCAACAAUGAAGUUAUACAAGACUCACCUGGCUCUGUCUCCCCGGCCCCUUUGCACUUCCACCGCAAGUCCCGCCAUGCACAGCAUGACAAUCACCAAUCAGUGACUCCUGGACCUUCCACCUGUACCAAGACCCGCAAAUACAAGCUCUUGCACACCCCUGAUACACCUCUUACACGCCGCCAGAAAGCAGAGCCCGAUAUCGAAGCCCUCACCGACAACCUCCAAAACCUGACACUUCGUCGCCCGACCCCUUGGGUCUACUCUCCCGCAGCAGUUCGAAAGGCACUCAGCCAAUGGAAAUACGAUGAGCAAUGGAUGGAGAAUGCAGAAAGACUCGAGGCAAAGAAUCGAUUCCGAGGCAUCGACCUGAAUUAUGGAUGGAACAGAGCGGCAGCAAAUCUUAUUAAUUCCACGAAAGAUGCCGCUUGGGUUGCACCCUACUUUGAGGGGGGACCGGAGAUGAGGAUGAAGAUCACAGAGGCGUUGAGUAGGUUCAGUUUGUGGUCGCAGCUGGAGCCUAUUGAGUGGGAUGCGGAGGAGUUGAAGGGGAUGUUUGACAUGGUUUUUGUUGGGGAGGGAUUAGGUAAUUCUGGGUGGGCAAGAAAGCCGGGCAGUUGGUGGGGAACGAGGAAGAAGCUAUUUGAUGGACAUAGGGGCAGAACCUUUCUUGAGGAGCUUGAUCUAUGGGUGAAGGAGAUUGAGGAUGGGCGGGAGAAGUGGAAGCAAAAGAACAAGGGGAAAUUGUUUGCGCUUGGAAGCCUGAAGCGAAAGACGAGCAGUGCAAAGGCGCAGGUCGAUGUUGAGGGUGACGGACGGAGAAAGAGAAUCAAGAUGCCAAAGACAAAGGCAGAGCAGGUGAUGAGCGAAGAGUGGCGUGCAAGGAGGAGAGUACAGGAGAAGAAUGCAGGCAGGUGGACGGAUGGGACAUUGAGAAUGGACCGGAUGUGGGCAGCGUUCCAUUGGGUGUUGAAUACGGACGAUCCGAAUCACUACCUUGACCGGCUAUGGCCAAAGGAAAUUUUUACACGCUCUUAGUAUUAGACUUGGGCGGGCUGGGAAAAUGGCGAUGAGUUCAGCAGAUGGAGUGGGCCUGAUUUUAGCCUGAUCUUAACAAAAUAUCAUUAAUCCAAAC